CUUCGGUAGACGUGUUUUUAUUUUACUCGUGCUCUGUCAGGUGGUUGUACAUGUGCUGGUUUUGUGUCGCUAGCUGUUAGCCGUUAGCAACAUCAGCUAGCUGGGAAAAAAACAAUGAAGCAACUGGAUAACCUCUUGUGUUUACAGUUACGUGUUGUGACGUAUGACAAACGCUACUUCACGUUGUUUUAUAUAUUUUGGUCCUAAGCGUUGUCGAAUAGAUGGCUACAGCUUGUAAUACAUUUUCAAUGGGAAACGCUAAUGUAUUGACAUAGCGUGCGCUUUAUCGAAGCAAGAAGUCCACUGGGGUCUAGACAUGGAGGUGCCUUACUACCUGCCCAAAUUGCUUUUUGAGCUAAACGAGCAGCGCAAGCGGGGCUUCUUCUGUGACUGCAGCAUCCUCGUCGAGGGUCGUGUCUUCAAGGCACACCGGAAUGUGCUGUUUGCGGGAAGCGGUUACUUUCGGGCUCUUUUGGUUCACUAUUUACAGGACAGUGGACAGCGCCACAGCACAGCAUCAUUAGACAUAGUCACAGCUGAUGCCUUCUCCGCCAUCUUAGACUUCCUUUACUCUGGCCGCUUGUGUUUAAGCAGUGGCAAUGUAAUCGAGGUGAUGUCAGCGGCCAGCUACUUGCAAAUGACUGAUUUGGUGAACCUUUGCAAAGGGUACAUCCGCUCAUCUUUAGAAAUAUGUAACAAAGGCAAGGAGGGCAAAACAGAAGAGGAGAAUGCAGAAGAGGAAGGAAGGUACAGACCUGCGGACAGCGGAACUCCUGCUGCGACAAAUCCCGGCGGCGUCGGGCUUGUGGAGCCUCGUUCACAGGGUACAGAAGCAGAUGGAGCAUCUGUAAACCCAACUCAUAGCCCUUUGCCCAUCCACAAUGACACCCCUCCAGUUCUAAGCAAAGACUGCCAUUCUGGUGAGGAAAGACCAAAAGCACAAAUGGAUCCUGCGAACCUCUCCUCCUCUUCAUGUUCUGCUUUGACGCCAGAGUUAGUGAACCCCAAAAUAGAGUACGACCCGGAUGAGGAGCUUUUAGAAUCCCCCGACAGUAAAGAUCUGGCUUCAUAUCCUGGACCCUCUCUUCCUCAUCAUAGCAAACAACUUCCCCCAAGUGUCAGCCUGUCCACUGAGCGCGCCUUCAUGGGCUCUUCUUUUAAUGCCAGGCAGCUGAUGGAAAUGCUGGCCAGGGGGGAAGGCCCUAAGGUGGAGCGAGGGGGCCAGCGCUUUUCCCAAGGAGCACCUGGUAGCAGCUUGGUAGCAGGCAGAAUGGAGGAUGGUUUAGGCUUUGUGGGGUCAUCUGUGAUGGAGAUCCAGUCUGAUUGGCUAGGGGAGGAUACAGGAGAUAACUUGCUGGUGCCGGUUAAACUCCACAAAUGCCCGUUCUGUCCAUACACGGCCAAGCAGAAAGGCAUUAUGAAGAGGCACAUUCGCUGUCACACAGGAGAGAGGCCCUUCCCUUGUCCCAUGUGUGGCAAGAGGUUCACAAGGCAGGAGCACCUUCGCACCCACGCCUUGAGCGUGCACAGGCACGACUUGCCUGUGUCGUGCAAGAGCUGCAGGCGUGUCUUCACCGGAUCCACCGUAUCGCCUGGAUUGAGACGCUACGGCAUCUGCGACAGCUGCAACUGUGUGACCACCACUCACACCGACUCCACGCCGGUCCACGCGGCCAGCCAAGCGGAGCCCAUGGAACGUGGAGACGGGGGCACUGACUGGUCCAGCUUCAUGGAUGACGUUGAUGAGGUGGAGGUGGGCCGGGUGGAGGAUUUGGUGGAGAAACAGAUGCUCGAAAAGCAGCUGGCUGCCUGCAAUAAUGAUGGUGGUGUGCUGUGUUUACCGGGAAUGGUGCGGCAAGAGGAAGACUUGCAGAGAAGGAAACGCUCUGUCGACAAGAACCGGGCAAAGCAAAUGGGAGUUCGUAGUGGAAGUGUACAAAAAGGCAAGCAUCCUUGUUGUAAUUUGUGUUCCACAAAUUACAACCUUAUUUUGUUUUGUUUGUUUCUCAUAUUAUGACUUUUAAAAAAAGUA
Molecule: messenger RNA, 2032 nt
Organism: Dunckerocampus dactyliophorus (ringed pipefish)
Lineage: Eukaryota; Metazoa; Chordata; Actinopteri; Syngnathiformes; Syngnathidae
Gene: zbtb8b
Product: zinc finger and BTB domain containing 8B
Exons: 6
Coding region: 317-2017 (566 amino acids)
Biological process (GO): regulation of transcription by RNA polymerase II
Molecular function (GO): DNA-binding transcription factor activity, RNA polymerase II-specific; RNA polymerase II cis-regulatory region sequence-specific DNA binding; protein binding
Source: RefSeq, a predicted model, not a curated record